Messenger RNA from Cucurbita moschata (crookneck pumpkin), 959 nucleotides. RefSeq lists its product as uncharacterized. The transcript has 3 exons. Gene Ontology annotation, cellular component: intracellular anatomical structure. The record is from RefSeq and is a predicted model, not a curated record. The coding region runs from base 175 to 744 and encodes 189 amino acids. NCBI's taxonomy places the organism in Eukaryota, Viridiplantae, Streptophyta, Magnoliopsida, Cucurbitales, Cucurbitaceae.
CCGCAUAACGUUGAAUAAAAAACAAGGUUUCUUUUGUAUAGAAAAAUCGAACAAGAAUCAGAGCAUAUAUUAGUAAUAUAUUUGAUGAAAUAUAGGCGGUGAAUCUUGUGAUCUUCUGUGUUGUAAUCUUCAGCUGUGUUGCUUUUGGUUGAAAGAGUUGAGAGAAGAAUCAAAAUGGGUACUGCAUCAGAAAUUGUGGCGAAAUUGAAUUUGAAACCUCAUCCAGAAGGCGGUUUUUACUCUGAAACUUUCAGAGACAAGUCCGUUCAUCUCUCCAAAUCUCAUCUCCCACCGGAGUACAAGGUUGAUCGAGAGGUCAGCACGUGCAUAUACUUUUUGGUGCCGUCUGGAUGCAUUUCUGCUCUUCAUCGGAUUCCAUGUGCAGAAACUUGGCAUUUUUACUCGGGAGAACCUCUUACGAUACUGGAGUUGAAUGAAGAGGACGGUCGAGUCAAAUUUACUUGUCUUGGGUCUGAUUUCAUUGGAAGCAAUCAUUUACUUCAGUAUACAGUGCCUCCUAAUGUCUGGUUUGGUUCUUUUCCAACCAAGGACUUCAAUAUUUCUGCAGAUGGGACUGUGACUAAAGCUGCUCCAAGGGACUCUGAGAAUCACUACUCACUUGUGGGCUGCAGCUGUGCACCUGCUUUCCAGUUUGAGGACUUCGAAUUGGCUAAACGUUCUGACCUUGUUUCUCGUUUUCCCGAUAGUGCGCCUUUCGUCUCUUUGCUCACGCUAGAUGCCUGAUUCGACUGAGGAAUAUAGAGCCUUUUUCUGGAAACUAUUGCUUAGAUUCUAAUGAUGAGGAUAUCUGGAUUGUAUGCUGUGAUUUUGAACUUUUUCUAUUUUUAAUAUUGUGCUGUAGUUUGAGGAUUUAAUGCAGUAGAUUGUGUUCUAGUGGAUCUCUUUUUUGGCUAACUUAAGCUAAUGAAAACAAAAAAAAGGCUCUUUUUUGGGACGAA